This is a messenger RNA of Girardinichthys multiradiatus, 6157 nucleotides long. Its product is annotated as cadherin-23-like. The transcript has 29 exons. Gene Ontology annotation, molecular function: calcium ion binding; cadherin binding. The coding region runs from base 225 to 4946 and encodes 1573 amino acids. The record is from RefSeq and is a predicted model, not a curated record. Gene Ontology annotation, biological process: homophilic cell-cell adhesion. Lineage: Eukaryota; Metazoa; Chordata; Actinopteri; Cyprinodontiformes; Goodeidae. Gene Ontology annotation, cellular component: plasma membrane; catenin complex.
CUUUCCCCAGAAGUUACGAGGGUCCAUUUGAGGUGAUGGAGGGCCAGCCAGGCCCCCGGGUGUUGACCCUCAGAGCAAUUGAUGAAGACUCCGGUCUCAACGGCAAAGUGGAGUACAGCAUCACUCGCGGAGAUAACCAGAGUUAGUAUCAGCUUGUUCUUUCUUUCUGUGUGUGCAUUUCUAUUUACCUCCGAGUUUUCUCUGUUUCACUGUCAGAUGAGUUCAUGAUUUCUCCUGUGGAGGGUGAGCUUCGGGUGAGGAAGGAUGUAGAGCUGGACAGAGAGACUAUAGCUUUUUACAACAUCACUGUCACCGCAAGAGACCUGGGAACGCCUUUUCUCAACAGUUCGGUGCUGGUGGGUGUCUACGUUCUGGACAUCAAUGAUAACGACCCAGUCAUCCUUAAUUUGCCUUACAACACAAGUGUGAGCGAAGGUGCCGAAAUACACAACUCCUUGGCCAGAGUACAAGCUCGAGAUGCAGAUAGUGGACGCAAUGCACUUCUCACUUACAACAUCACUGCUGGAAACCUGGGUGGAGCCUUCUACAUCAACGACACAACAGGUGUUGUGCAGGUGAACAGACCGCUGGACAGAGAGCGAGUGGCAGAGUACAUUCUAACCAUCACUGUUAAGGACAACCCAGAAAACCCCCGCACUGCUCGCAGGGACUCAGACUUUUUGUUCAUCACCAUUCUGGAUGAGAAUGACAACAGGCCUGUAUUCACAAGGACCAGCUACAAAGCUGAAAUCACAGAGAACUCUGCAGCAGGCAGCACUGUAAUUGUUUUAAAUGGCCCGGUGCUGGCUGAGGAUAAAGACAUUGGACCAAAUGCUGUGGUGAAAUACCGACUGUUGGGGCCAAGAGUUGACCUUUUCACUGUUAACUCUGACACGGGGGUUAUACUGGUGCGCCAGGGAGCAAAGUUGGAUCGUGAAGCUUUUCAGGACCCUAGAGUAGAGCUGAUUCUGGUUGGGGAAGACAUAGGAGGUUUAAACAGCACUGUACCUCUCACCAUAACAAUCCUGGACCAAAAUGACAAUCCUCCGGUCUUCAGCCCGUCCAGUUUUAGUGUUCGACUGCCUGAGAACAGCCCCACUGGUGUUGUGGUGACUCAACUCUCCGCCACCGAUGCAGACUCUGGCUCCAACGCUUGGCUGGUGUAUCGUUUGGAAAGCAGUGCUCUGGAGCGCUUUGUGGUUGACCCGCUCUCUGGUGCUGUCCUGGUGGGCAAUACCACACUUGACAGAGAGGAGCGUGCAUCCUACCACCUCGUUGUGAUGGCAACUGACCGCGGCACGCCCCCUUUGUCUGGCACAGCCACUCUGACGGUUAUCCUGGACGACGUUAAUGACUCGAGACCACGUUUUAUACAACCUGUAACUGUGAUAAGCAUCAAUGAGUCGACCCCACCAGGUGUGGUAAUAGCUACCCUCACUGCUGAAGACCCUGAUCUCAAUCCAAGGCUUGAGUACUACAUCAUCUCAGUGGAGGCAAAGGAUGAUGGAGACAAACCAGUGGUUGGCCUACAGGACUCCUUUGGCAUUGAUUUGCACACAGGUGCGGUAUUUGUGCGCAACCGUCUGAACAGAGAGUUUGUAGCUACAUUUGAGAUAAUUGUGUCUGUCCAUGACAAUGCCAGCGAGGUUAUUGACAAGUCCAGCAGUGUUCCUAAUGCGAGGCUAAGCAUUAAUGUGCUGGAUGUCAACGACAACGCCCCUCGUUUUCGGCCCUUCGGAGUCACAAACUUCACAGAGAAGAUUUUAGAAGGAGCUCAGCCAGGAACAACAUUGCUGUCUGUGUCAGCUGUAGACCCUGAUAAAGGUCCCAAUGGUCAGAUCAGUUAUCAGCUCCUCCACUUGCCUAGAGGGGAAUAUGUUAGACUGGAGGACACCUCUACUGGAAAGAUUGUGGCCAAUCAGACGGUGGAUUUUGAGAAAGUGCAGUGGCUAAAUUUCACCAUACGGGCUCAGGAUCAAGGAACUCCUCCAAUGAGCAGUGAGCUUCCAGUUUAUUUGCAGAUAGUGGACGUCAAUGACAACAACCCGGUUUUUCUGCAACCCUCCUAUCAGAAACCCGUCUUUGAGAAUGUGGACUUAGGCACCACCAUAGUUCGUGUAACAGCCACAGAUGCUGAUUCUGGACUUUUUGCCGUCAUCGAGUACAGCCUCGUGGAUGGAGAGGGCAGGUUUGGCAUCAGAUCAUCCACUGGAGAAAUCUACAUCCUCUCCCCUUUGGACAGGGAGACAAAGGACCACUACACUUUAACUGCUGUUGCACGAGACAACCCUGGGGGGAGUCCUAACAACAGAAGAGAGAGCUCUGUUCAGGUUCUGGUGACGGUUCUGGAUGUCAACGACUAUCGUCCGCGCUUCACAAAUCGAGUGUAUAACACCAGCGUGUUUGAGAAUAAACCCAGCGGUACGUCUGUGAUAACAGUCACAGCCAUUGACCUGGAUGAAGGAGAGAAUGCUGCAAUAAUUUAUAGCAUACUUGGACCUAAUGUAGAUGCGUUCUCCCUGGAUCCAAUUACCGGAUUGGUUCGAUCCCGCCGCCUGCUACAGUCUUCUGAACGUUUCAACUUUACUGUUGUAGCUACAGACCAGGGACGUCCUCCUUUGUGGGGCACUGCAGACCUGAUCAUCACAGUUAUAGAUGUCAAUGACAACAGACCUGUGUUUGUCAGACCAGCUAAUGGAACCAUCAUUCAUAUCUCUGAGGAGCAGCUUCCAGGCCUGCUCGUGUAUGAGGUGCAUGCAACCGACGCUGACGAAGGCGUGAACGGAGAGGUCCGCUAUGCCUUUCUGCAGACAGGAGCUGGGAACAGAGACUGGGAAAGCUUCCAUAUAGACGCCAUGUCUGGAGUCAUCACCACUACAGUGAAACUGGACCGAGAGAAACAAGCCCUCCUCAGCCUUAUCAUCGUGGCCCAUGACAUGGGUCAACCAGUGCCUUAUGAGACCAUGCAGCCUCUGCAGGUGGCGCUGUUGGAUAUUGAUGAUAAUGAACCGGUCUUCCUCAAGCCACCACGUGGCAGCUUGCCCUACCAGAGGCUGACCGUGCCAGAGCACUCUCCCCCUGGUACUGUGGUGGGCAACAUAACCAGAGCUGUGGAUGCCGAUGAGGGCUCCAAUGCCAUUGUCUAUUAUUUCAUUGCAGGAGGAAACAGUGAUGCAAACUUUGGGCUGAGUCUUGAAGGAGAGCUGAAGGUCCUCAAGGAUCUGGACAGGGAGGAGAUCCCAGCCUACUCCAUCAUCAUCAAGGCUUCCAGCAACAGGAGCUGGACUCCUUCCAAGGGCCAGAGGUCAUUACGGGCCAAAGUGCUGGACCCUGCACUUGACCCAAGCCUUCUGGCAGUCCGAAUUGAACUCGAGGACAUAAAUGACCAGACGCCACGGUUUAGUAAGGCAGAAUACACUGCAGGUGUUGCAGCAAAUGCUAAAGUUGGCUCAGAGCUCAUCAAGCUGGUAGCUAUAGAUAAUGACAUUGGGAAUAACAGUGUGGUCCAGUACCAUAUUGUUACAAUCCGCUACUUCCCGACCCGGAGCAAUGGCAGCGAGGAUAUAGGCAACGUCUUCACCAUUGGUUUGACUGAUGGAAUGAUCCGAACUUAUGACCUCUUCACAUCUUAUAAUCCGGGUUACUUUCAGCUUGAGAUUUUAGCUUGUGACUUUGCUGGUCACAGUGCCACUGCAAACGUGAACAUCUACAUCCUCCGAGAUGACCAGAGGGUCAAGAUAGUCUUUAAUGAGAUACCUGACUGGGUUCGUGAGAACCAGGAUGAUUUCAUCAGCCUGCUGUCCAACAUCACAGGGGCUAUUGUAAACCUGGAUGACAUACAGUUCCAUGUGGACAAGAAGGGCAGAGUGAGCUACGCUCAGACUGACAUGCUCAUCCAUGUUGUCAACAAUCAGACCAACACCAUCCUCGAUGUUGAAAGAGUCAUCCAAAUGAUUGAUGAGAAUAAGGAGCAACUGAGGAGUCUGUUUCGGACGUACAAUGUGGUGGAUGUUCAGCCUGCUAUUGGUGACGAACUGCCUGACGACAUCUCCACUCUGCAGCUGGUGAUCAUUAUCCUGGCCGUGCUGCUGUGCUUGGCAGGGAUUUUGUUUGUAACAAUGAACUGGCAUUAUCGCAGAGUACACCAGAGGAAGCUUAAAGCUAUUGUUGCAGGAUCAACAGGAAACCAAGGUCUAAUGGAUAUCCUGGACAUGCCAAACACCAACAAGUAUUCGUUUGAGGGAGCUAAUCCCGUUUGGAUGGACCCAUUCUGUCGCAACCUCGAGCUAGCUGCACAGGCUGACCAUGAGGACGACCUGCCUGAGAACCUGAGUGAGAUCACUGACCUGUGGAACAGCCCAGCACGCACUCACGGCACCUUUGGCCGCGGGCCUCAGGCGAAGCCAGAGGAUGACCGCUACCUGAGAGCGGCCAUACAGGAGUAUGACAACAUUGCUAAACUGGGUCAGAUUAUGAGAGAAGGGCCCAUCAAGGGUUCUCUGCUGAAGGUGGUACUGGAUGACUACCUGAGGCUGAAAAAGCUCUUUGCAGCGCGGCUUGUCACCGUAUCCACCAGCGAAGGAGAUAAAUCAUCAAUUACUGAGCUAAUCCAGAGUGAUCUGGACGAUGACGAUGACGAGCAUUUGGGCUUGAAUGCAGGACGCGGCACUCUUCGCUUCAAGCACAAGCUUCCUGUGGAGUUAAAGGGACCUGACGGCGUGCAUGUGGUCCACGGCAGCACAGGCACCCUCCUGACCUCCGAUCUCAACAGCCUGCCGGAGGAUGACCAGCGGGCUCUGGCACGUUCUCUAGAGGCGCUGAAUGCAGAUGGGGGUUUGUAUUCAGAGAGAAAUGCCCGCACAGAGUCUGCUAAAUCUACCCCGAUGCAUCGUCACAGGGACGGGGACACCCUGUCAGAGAGUCCCCUGGAAGUCACGGAGUUAUGACUAGCCGAGGCCUCGCUGGUCUGAGGGCAACCAUAGCUCGUGUGUGUCCUUAUGCCUCCGCAUCAACGUCCUGGGAAGGACCGGAGGAGUGUUUGUAGUCUAGGGAUACCCAUCAGCCAGUGCAUCAGUGACACAUCCAGCAUAAGGACAGACUCACCACUGGGCUGGUUUGACUGGGUCUUAUGUUGAUGAAGAUAGUCACAUUACCAGUUUGUAGAGUUUUAUUCCAUCUGCAGGAUGCCUGUCUUCAGCAAGACAAAAGGUUUCCCUGACAGCCAUUAAACAUCUGAGUGAAUGAGAUGGACCGGGCCUUUUUGUGGGAAACAUUUGCUACAACCAUGACCUUAAAAUCCUCUAAAAGGUGCCUCAUUCUCAUUAAUUCUUUUUAAACUUAGACCUGGACUGCAGACACACACAAAAACACACACAUAAACCAAUCUAUACACACUCAGACCAGCAGAUGGCCUCUAAAAGGAAACUUAGAACAUUAAAUAAUCAGGCAGAUUUUAGGGCAUUGUUUUGGUAACGAGAUGCAGGACGGGAACAGCAACAGAUAUAUUUUAAUAGUUUGGAAAUAAUUUAGGAACAUUUUAUUCAAAUAUGAAAGAUAAAUUUUGAUUUUAGAAGAAUCACAGAGAGAGAAGGGUGAUGCUCCUUCUGAUGAAAGAAAAUAUUUAAAACUCUGUGGAAGGUAAACAGAGGAUCAUAUCCAGCACAGGAAUAAAAGACUUCCCAAAUAGAUGGACUAAGAUCAUACCCCAGAAUGGCGAGGAAGGGAAAAUAUGGUUUUAUCAAAAAGGAACAAAAAUAUUUCUAAAAACAAAUUAACAAUUUUAUAGAUGGCAAUGUGCCCAGUGACUUUACACUGCCACGUGGGGGGAGUCAAAGUUGUGCUCAAAAUGAGAAAAUGUACUUUAUUUUUGUAUUAAAAAAAUAGAAUUAAAAAAUAUUUUUGAAGAAAAAAUGUCUUACCAACAGUUACCAUGGAACUAAUGUUGGAUGUUUGGCGUAUGAGUAUAUAGUGCUAUGGUGAAAUGUCUGUUUGUUUCCCUUGUAUAACAGAUGUUUCUGUUGAGUGGCGUGUAAUGAAAAAAAGACUUUUUAUAUUCCUGUUUUGCAAGUUUUUGUUUAUUGUCAUCACCAGCCAUAAGAUCUGUGUUGGGAAAUGUUGUGGGACGAUCUGUGCUAAUUAAAUAUGCAAUGGUCUCUGA